AUGCCUUCAACGCCCCCCACACUAGGGGACUUCACCGUCCUCCCCAUCUCCAUCCCACCAUUACCCUCCUUCCCCAAACCAACAAUCCACUACCUCUACCUCCGCCGCAACACCCCCAAGAUUCCCACCCCAACCGACUCCCGCUCCCUCUUCCUCAACAACUGCCCAGUCGACAGCACCGACAUCCACCUCCGCUCCCUCUUUGCAUCACUAGUGGGACCCGGCCGCUUCGAAUCCGCCACCUUUGAAGACGAGCGCAAAGACACCGCCCACAAGCUCUCCCCACUGGACGCCGCCGUCCCAGUUAACGCCGUCCACCUCCUCCGAGCGCACGGUAGCACCAAGAAGCGAAAACGCGAGGAAGAAGAAGACGCGGAAAGAAGCAAGGAAGACGAGGCCGCCAGGCUUCCCUCGACGUGGACCCGCCCGCUACGAAGAUCAGGCAGCACAGCGGUGGUAUUACUAGCAGACGAGAAAUCCGUCGAGCAAGUCCUCAAAGCAUGUGCCAAGGCUUCCAAGACGAAGAAGUACCCUGAAUGGGGCGCUGGUGUCGCUGAUAAAGUCCCUGCGUUGGGAUCAGUCUGGGUCAAGCAACAUAACCGGCUCUGCUACCCCGACCCUGCCACCCUUCAACAAGCGGUUGACGCUUUCUCUGCUGUUUUUGCCAGAAGGGAGAAGGAAGCCGCCGAGAUUUCCAAGAGAUUGCGCAACGAGCCGGAUGAGGAUGGUUUCGUUACUGUGACGAGAGGGGGCAGGAACACACCGGCGAGUAGGUCCGAGGCGGAGGAGGCAAGGAAGAAGAUGAUUGAGCGGGCGGAGAAGAAGAGGCAGGAGAUGGAGGGAUUGUACAGAUUCCAGCUGAGGGAGAAGCAAAAGGAGGAGCAGGAGGAGUUGCUGAUGAGGUUUGAGGAUGACAGGAAGAAGCUGGAGGCGAUGAGGAUGAAGAGGGGCAAGUUUGUGCCUGAGGCGUGA
Molecule: messenger RNA, 972 nt
Organism: Podospora bellae-mahoneyi
Lineage: Eukaryota; Fungi; Ascomycota; Sordariomycetes; Sordariales; Podosporaceae
Exons: 1
Coding region: 1-972 (323 amino acids)
Biological process (GO): rRNA processing; ribosomal small subunit assembly
Cellular component (GO): CURI complex; UTP-C complex
Source: RefSeq, a predicted model, not a curated record